Messenger RNA from Zea mays, 1050 nucleotides. RefSeq names its product ribonucleoside-diphosphate reductase large subunit-like. The record is from RefSeq and is a predicted model, not a curated record. Bases 308 to 949 code for a protein of 213 amino acids. NCBI's taxonomy places the organism in Eukaryota, Viridiplantae, Streptophyta, Magnoliopsida, Poales, Poaceae. Gene Ontology annotation, molecular function: ATP binding; ribonucleoside-diphosphate reductase activity, thioredoxin disulfide as acceptor. The transcript is spliced from 6 exons. Gene Ontology annotation, biological process: deoxyribonucleotide biosynthetic process. Gene Ontology annotation, cellular component: ribonucleoside-diphosphate reductase complex.
AUUCCAAAGGUUCAAUUUUUUGCAGGGGGCUGCUCACCGGUUAUUGCUACUCUCUCACACACAUCUGUUCUUGCCACUCUCUCUCUCUCACACACACACCAGUUGUUUGUCUUUCUGUCUGUGCUGACGUGGGGUUGUUGCCCCUGUUCUCUGUCGUGAUUCGUGAAGCUGGUGGCGAGGAUUGUUGUAUCGAACCUGCACAAGAACACGAAGAAGUCAUUCUCGGAGACGUUUAAGGACAUGUACAUGCAAACAAGAGAUCCAGGCUGAUGCCCCUCUAGUCACUGAAGAUGUUUAUGAAAUCAUCAUGAAGAAUGCUGCUCGCUUGGACAGUGAGAUAAUUUAUGAUAGGGAUUUCGACUACGACUAUUUUGGCUUCAAAACUCUAGAGAGGUCUUACCUGUUGAAGCUUGAUGGUAAGGUCGUUGAAAGGCUACAACAGAUGUUAAUGAAGGUUUCACUGGGGAUACACAAGGAAGACAUCGAGUCUGCCAUCAGGACGUACCAUCUGAUGUCCCAGCGCUGGUUUACUCAUGCUUCACCGAUGCUUUUUUCAAUGCUGGCACGUCGAGGCCCCAACUGUUUUCUUAUAUGCAUGAAAGAUGACAUCAUUGAGGGAAUCUAUGAAACCCUCAAAGAGUGUGCUGUAAUAAGCAAAUCUGCUGGAGGAAUUGGUGUCUCAGUUCAUAAUAUCCGUGCUACUGAGAGUUAUAUUCGAGGAACAAAUGGAACAUCAAAUGGAAUUGUUCUUAUGUUACGUGUCUUUAAUGAUACUGCUCGCUAUGUUGAUCAGGGUGGUGGCAAAAGAAAGGUGCAUUUUGCUGUAUACUUGGAGCCUUGGCAUGCUGAUAUUUUUGAGUUCUUUGAUCUGAGAAAGAACCCCAGGAAGGUUCUUAAGGAAUCAAGUGACGAGGAAAGGGAGCAAGCUGAAGAGAUGAUGAAGUACUAGGUAUUUUUGUUUUGUUUUGCUGCUGCUGUUACGGUGUUGCUUACUUGUAAUGUUUUGCUACUGCUGUUACGGUGUUAGAUGUUUCCAUGUUGUUGAUGUUU